GAGGAAAUGAAAGCAUUAGAAGCAGAUUUAUUGACCAAUAUGUACACAUCAAAGAUUAACAGAGGAAAACUUCCUUACUGGAAAAUGACCCUGCUAAAUGUCUGCAAUCUUGUCAACAACAUAAACAGCCAAGUGGGAGAAAACGUAGAGGUAGAUGAAGAGGAUCUCGUCUCAGGAAGACAGUUUCCGGCUGCUCUGGAUGGCUUCAGCUUGGAAGCAAUGCUGGCAGUAUAUCAACUCCAGAAAGUUUGCCACAGCAGAGCCUUUCAGCAUUGGGAGAUACUUCAGCAAGAUGCUUUUGAUCUAGAAAACUCAAGCCAAGACAAGGAAAUAAUGAAAAGAAAAAAUCCCUAUAUUCUGAAACGGCAGCUACAUGUGAACAAAGCUAGAAGACCAUACAUACUCAAGAGAAGUUCAUAUUACUGAUGCAGCAGAAGAAAACAAUGUAUAUUUAGUUUAUAGGUAACUGUGCGUUAUGGUUAUCUUACUUAAAUCUAAAAUCAUACUUGUGUGAAAAUAUACAAUGGAAAAUCACCAAGAUGAUAACAUAACUGUGUCUUUUUUGCAAUUGCUGUUUCUUGAUUGUGAUUUUUUCCUACUUGAGAUUAAUUGGACCAAUACAUUUGCGAAUAAAUCUAGUUUCUAAGCAUGAUGUAUUGUACAAAACUGAGAUUUCAACGUAUUUCAAACAAUACUGUAGUCUUCUCCUAUUUUAUAAAGCACACUGACAUCCACCAAGUAAACUGAUGUUGUCCAUAAACCCUACUGAGAAUCUUACGAGUUUUUAAUGCAACACCUCAAACAUACAUAUGCUUGCAAAUUUUUGUAUAAUACACUAGUCAGAACUGCCACAAUAUUUUAUAUAUUGGCCGGUUUAAUUUAUUAGGGAUUAGGUCUAAGAAAGGAGAGAAAUACUCUCAGCCAACUACUAAGUGGCAGUUUCAAAAUUCAUAAUUUAAACAGACUGCUUGUAAAUUAAUUUUAAGUUCUUGAUUCCUAACUUGCCACUGAAGAGUCAUA
This is a messenger RNA of Leptosomus discolor (cuckoo roller), 1020 nucleotides long. The record is from RefSeq and is a predicted model, not a curated record. Lineage: Eukaryota; Metazoa; Chordata; Aves; Leptosomiformes; Leptosomidae.